GUAGAUAAUUCGAGAUAAUUCAAUAGAUCCGACCAAGAUUGCUUCACUCCAAUCCCAGGCGUCUGUAUGUUGGCGUCAUGUAAACACGACCCCUUCUGACCUGCCUGAUUUCACCAGACCCAGCACUCCUCUGUUCCCACCUCAUGCCUCCCCCCCCCAAAUUGGUCGCCUUCAAUCCUCACAUUGGUCACAACAACAAUCAGGCUUGUGUCCUUCACUUGGCCAGGCCUGGGUCAGCGUAUACUCCCUCAUUUCAGCAUAUCACAGGUCACACCACCGGUUACUAACUGGCCUAUUUGCAAUGCCAGAUCAGCUUGCCUCAGAUUUAUGCCUUUUACCCCACCCCACAAGACAUCCAAGAUCCGUCUGUCUGCCUCGUGGAACAGCCACUUUCAGAGAGUCAACAUGA
Protopolystoma xenopodis is the source of this 409-nucleotide messenger RNA. The record is from the annotation of a GenBank genome assembly. Lineage: Eukaryota; Metazoa; Platyhelminthes; Monogenea; Polystomatidea; Polystomatidae.